Molecule: messenger RNA, 855 nt
Organism: Didymodactylos carnosus
Lineage: Eukaryota; Metazoa; Rotifera; Eurotatoria; Philodinida; Philodinidae
Source: the annotation of a GenBank genome assembly
GUUAGUUUUAUUUUCAGUUGUUUGACCGUUUUCUUAUUAUGUGCCAUUGAUAAAGGCUUUACCAAGCCGAAACGUUUGGCUAACAAUAAAUUUACGGAUAAUAUAAGCAAUUAUUGAAAUCUAUAAAUCAAAUACCUCUCGGCUCUGAGAUUCAUGCCACUGACGUCUUUCUCAGCUGCUUUUCUGUUAUUUGGAAAUGCUCUCAUUAUGAUCUUUUUUGCCAUGUAUGAAUGAAAUGCCAUUAGAUCAAUCGAUAAAUAAAAUUGUGUUCAAAAUAAGCACAACAACAUCCUAUUCGUACACUAAAUUGUGCUAACAACGCGAGAAAUGUUAUUUUUCACUAUCUCUCACUAUUCUGACAUUUUCCACUCUCAAUGAAAAGCGCAAAAUCUAUUCGAUUUCUUUGAUCUGAAGGGACGUUACAUUGAAAAGCUGGAUGUACCGUCGUGGGAAGAGCAGAUCGAAUUUCUUCAAACAAAUCAAAAGUUUGGUGGUAGAGUUGUAGUUCUAUAUGAUAUAUUUGAUGUAAAAUGUCUAUUCCUUGUUUCGAAUUGUCUAUCGCGUAUUCAGACAUUUGAACAAUCUAAAUUAAUUAUCAGCAUCACAAACCAAUUAUAUCCUACGCCAAUUACACUUAAAUUUAAGAAAAUAUAUGAGCUGUCUGUAUUAAAAUCUCAAAAACGUUAUGUUAGCAUAUCGUAUGAAACACUGGACCAACUACAACCAAAAUUUGAUGUUAAAGAUAUUGAAACAAUUCGUCGUGAUACCUGUUCAGCUGUUUCUAAAAUGUUAGAACGUUUAUUAAAAUUAUUAUUUCGUACAAAAGAUGUAACAAAAGUGAAACAAUACGUUUAA